Messenger RNA from Macadamia integrifolia, 1338 nucleotides. Its product is annotated as peroxisome biogenesis protein 19-2-like. Gene Ontology annotation, biological process: protein import into peroxisome membrane. The transcript has 6 exons. The coding region runs from base 481 to 1221 and encodes 246 amino acids. Lineage: Eukaryota; Viridiplantae; Streptophyta; Magnoliopsida; Proteales; Proteaceae. The record is from RefSeq and is a predicted model, not a curated record. Gene Ontology annotation, cellular component: peroxisomal membrane; peroxisome.
UCUGUUAUAAUGUAGGAACUAGGAAGUUCCCAAGUAAAGGUCAUUUUGAGCUCCUAGAAUACGCAGCUUAAAGAGCAUGAUGCACUAAAGUUGAUUCUUCAAAAGCCAACCAUAGAUGUUGCCGAAUUGGAAAAGGAAGAAGUGAACUCAUUUCCAAAUUCCAAGUAUAAGGAAUGGUGAAUGCGCCCUUUGCCCUGCAGGCUCUCUACUAGUGCAAGAUGUUCCAAGCUAAUAAGAGGCACAUCUACAUUUCUACUGAGGAAAGGCUCCCUAUAGGUCUGUUCUUGCCUUGGAACGAAGACAAAAUCUUCUUAAGAGUAGAACUAUAGAGGGCUAAACCCCUGUUGUGAUGGGCCUGCCCAACCGAUUGACACUACAUAGGGGCAUAGUAUUUACAUUACAGAUUCUUACCAUAAAUUUCGCCCUUCUAUCAAAAAUCAAACACGCAGAGGGCUUUUAUAGCCAUUUAGCCGCUAAUCGAUGGCCGACCACUCUGACGAUUUAGACGAACUCCUCGAUAGCGCUUUGGACGAUUUUCAGAAUCUCAACCUUAAUUCCUCUGUUCAAAGAGGUGGUGGCCGAGAUGAUGGGGAGAAGAAACAAGAAAAUCCUGCUUUGCUCACUGGGGUUCAGGGUUUGGGUGGUGGAUUGCCUGAUUUGAGAAGUAAGAAAAAAGGGAAGGAAAAGGUUUCCAAAGAAUCUCAUGUUUCGGAGGCGCUUGAGAAGAUGAGGGAACAGACACGGGAAGCUGUGCGGGAGUUAGAGUCGGCGACGGCAAAGACUGGUCCUGAUGAUUUGGGGAAGGAUGGAAUGAUGGAGGAUUUUGUUAAGAAGUUUGAGAAGCUUGCUGGGUCUCAGGACAUGGAAUCUAUUGUGGAGACUAUGAUGGAGCAGCUUUUGUCUAAGGAGAUUCUUCAUGAACCCAUGAAAGAAAUUGCAGAAAGAUAUCCAAAGUGGUUGGAGGACCAUGCAUCAGGUUUGAGCAAGGAGGAAUAUGAUCGCUACAGUCGUCAAUAUGAGCUCAUAAAGGGUCUAAAUGAAGUUUAUGAAAAGGAUCCUGGGAACUUCCCCAAGAUCGUAGAACUCAUGCAGAAAAUGCAGGAAUGUGGGCAACCUCCAAAUGAUAUUGUGCACGAGCUUGCUCCAGAUCUAGAUCUCACCAAUCUCAUGCAAUUAUCUCCAGAGAUGCUUGAAUCUCAGUCCAAAUGUUGUAUAAUGUAAAGGAUGAAUCCAUCUCUCUCAAUUACCUUUUCCUUUGUUUUUCAUUUUCUUUUGCAAUAUGUGGUGAAUAAGGUGAUUUCAUUUUACCAGAAUUCAAUAGUAUACCGGUUUCCCUCA